Mugil cephalus (flathead mullet) is the source of this 3471-nucleotide messenger RNA. RefSeq names its product ectonucleotide pyrophosphatase/phosphodiesterase family member 2 (gene enpp2l). Gene Ontology annotation, molecular function: polysaccharide binding; phosphatidylcholine lysophospholipase A1 activity; calcium ion binding. NCBI's taxonomy places the organism in Eukaryota, Metazoa, Chordata, Actinopteri, Mugiliformes, Mugilidae. The record is from RefSeq and is a predicted model, not a curated record. Gene Ontology annotation, biological process: phosphatidylcholine catabolic process; immune response. Bases 152 to 2737 code for a protein of 861 amino acids. The transcript is spliced from 25 exons.
GAGAGAGAGAGAGAGAGAGAGUUGGACCCCUGCGCUCCGCUCCAUCGAUCCGCAGAGGUGCGCAGAGGAUCUUCUGUCGGACGUUGGACGCAACCUGUGCGCUGAGUUUUUUUUAAGGGGGAAUGCCAGAAGUGGAUUCACUGUUUGGAACAUGCUACUGGGCAAUUUGGUAGUGCUUGUGUUCUGUCUGUGCGGUUUUGACGUCAGCAGAGCUUAUGUGUUUCAAGCCACCCGACCUGUAGAGGGAGGAGAGAUCUCCACGCCUCGCGUAAAAGUCAUCUCAGAGUGGGUCAGCUCAGCGGGCUCCUGCCUGGGGAGGUGCUUUGAGCUGGAGGAGGCCGAUCCUCCGGGAUGCAGAUGUGACAAUCUGUGCAAAACCUACUACAGCUGCUGCUCGGACUUCGACGAGCACUGCCUGAAAACAAAGGGAGGUUUCGAGUGCACAGAGGAUCGCUGUGGGGAGCAGAGGGACGACAACCAUGCCUGCCACUGCUCAGAGGACUGCAUGGAGAAGGGAGACUGCUGCUCCAACUACAAGUCCCUCUGCAAAGGUGAGGUAUCGUGGACGCAAGCGGACUGUGAGGAGAUCUCGAAGGCUGAAUGUCCUGCAGGCUUCGUCCGUCCUCCUCUCAUCAUGCUCUCUGUGGACGGGUUCAGAGCCUCCUACAUGAAAAAGGGCAAAUCUGUGAUCCCCAACAUUGAUAAACUCAGUUCAUGUGGUACAUCAGCACCGUACAUGCGACCAGUCUACCCAUCAAAGACUUUUCCAAAUUUAUACACCCUGGCCACGGGUCUCUACCCAGAGUCCCAUGGCAUUGUGGGAAACACCAUGCACGACCCGGAGUUUAACGCCACCUUCAGCUUGCGCACCAGAGAGAAACUGAACCAUCGCUGGUGGGGGGGGCAGCCUAUCUGGAUCACAGCAAAGAAACAAGGAGUCAAAGCAGCGACUUUCUUCUGGCCUUGGUACUUAAGUUGGGUGAUUCCUCUUGAACGGAGGAUUCUGACCAUCCUGCGCUGGCUCAGUCUGCCGGAUGAUGAGAGGCCGUACGUUUAUGCCGUCCACUCAGAGCAGCCUGACGCCUUCGGGCAUCGCCUGGGACCUCUCAGCAGUGAGCUGGACAACCCUCUGAGGGAGAUUGACAACAUCAUAGGUCAGCUGAUGAACGGACUGAAGCAGAUAAACCUGCACCGCUGUGUCAAUAUCAUCAUUGUAGGAGACCAUGGUAUGGAGGAGGCGCACUGUGACAGGACAGAGUUUCUCAGCAACUACCCUCUCAACAUAGACGAGAUCACGUUGAUCCCCGGUUCUCUGGGGAGAAUACGACCCCGCGACCCCAAAUCCACCACAUACGAUCCAAAAGUUGUGGUAGCAAACCUCACCUGUAAAAUGCCAACUCAGCACUUCAGGCCGUACCUGAAGCAGCAUUUACCCAAGAGGCUUCACUACGCCAACAACCGCAGGAUCGAGGACGUCCACCUGCUGAUGGAGAAGAAGUGGCACGUCGCCAGGAAAAUGCCACAACAAACGAGGACACGAUGUGGAUUCUUUGGUGACCACGGCUUCGACAACAAGAUCACCAGCAUGAGGACGAUCUUCAUGGGCUACGGCCCGAGCUUCAAAUUCCAGAAGAGAGUGCCGGAGUUUGAGAGCAUUGAACUGUACAACGUCAUGUGUGAUUUACUGGGGUUGAAGCCGGCUCCAAACAACGGGACGUACGGCAGCCUGAACGACAUGCUGAAGGAUCCACCGUUCCACCCCAGUAUGCCCGAGGAAGUCACGGCACCGACACCGACGUCGGCCUCCGACACCAAAGGCACCCACGAUCUGGGCUGCAGCUGUGACGAUGAGAACAAAGUGGAGGAGGUCAUUGAAGCUUUCAGUCCUUCCCCAGAUGGAGUCUACACUUUCAACAGCACCCACCUCCCGUUCGGCCGACCGGCGGUGAUGUUUCACACCCAGUACAGUCUUCUUCAUCACGUGGAGUUCAUCAGUGGAUACAGCAAAGAGCUGGCCAUGCCUCUGUGGACGGCAUACACACUGCCACGACAGGAGGAUGUGACUCCCGUUCCAGAUGUCUCUCCGGUCUCCAGCGUUCAGUGCGUCCGGGCCGACUCCAGAGUGUCGGCUGAUCACAGUCAGAGCUGCACCAGCUACACUCAGAGCAGCCUCCUCACCCACGGCUUCCUCUUCCCCCCAGAGUUGGCCACGUCUCCAGAGUCCAGAUACGACGCUUCGCUCAUCACCAACACGGUUCCCAUGUACCCGGCCUUCAAGAAGAUGUGGAGCUACCUGCAGGGGACGCUGCUGAGACGCUAUGCAGAUGAAACCAAUGGCAUCAACGUUCUCUCCGGACCCGUCUUCGACUACAACUACGACGGCCUCCGAGACACCGCGGACAGGAUUAAAGAGUCCUCGGUGGACGGCCCUCCGGUUCCCACCCACUUCUACACGGUAGUGACGAGCUGCCAGGAGCUGAACCAGACGGUGGAGGAGUGCGACGGGGGGCUCAGGGUCUUUUCCUUCGUGCUUCCUCACAGAGCGGACAACACCGAGGCCUGCAACAGUGCAGAAGACGAGUCGGAGUGGGUUGAAGACCUGCUGAAGCUCCAUACGGCUCGGGUCCGAGAUGUGGAGAUCCUGACAGGCCUAGACCUCUACAGAUCCACCAACCUCACCUACAUCGACACCCUGAGGCUCAAAACCUACCUGCACACGUUUGAGAGUGACGACUAGGCGCACACAGAUACACACACACACACACACACACACACACACACACACACACACACACACACACACACACACACACACACAUAUAGGAUGUAGCCCCUUUAUAGAGGUCCUGGAUUUUCGCUGCAUGCUCACCGGACAGAUGGUGCAUCACUGUUCCACAAAAAAGGUGCCUUCCUGAAGGAACUGCCCAAGAUGUGCUUGGAAAUGAUUUAAAAGAUUAAAAAAGAACGUUUUGUUUGGAAGAUUUCCACAGUAGUAUCCAAGUAGAAUAAGGAAUAAUGCAGGGUGGGGCAAUGAAAGAACCAUACCAGCCUUUGAGCUCCUUAACCAUGACUGAUCUACUGCACCCUGACACUUAUAAAGAUCAAUUAUUAAGUCUUCAGUCAAGGACAAAGGCCUUGAAAUUAGAUUAAAAUCUGUACUUAAUGGACUAAAACAUCCCAAACUGCUGGUGUGGUUCCUUUGUGUUAAAUAUGAAGCUGGGGCCAGAAGCCAGUCUCUGUGCUAUGCUAAGCUAACCACCUCCAGCCUGUAGCAUCGUAUUGAACACACACACAGCUGUCAGUGUGUCGUCAGUAUUCUCACCCAAAUCAGAAAAAGUUAAAGAGCCUAUUUUUAAAACAUAUUUCUUGCUAUAUACUGUACAUGUUGGAUAUUAAACACCGGGACAAGUCACGUGACCGCCAGCGUCGGACAUAAUGCAUAUUUAACGAAAUAAAUAUUAAAACAACGUG